AUGGCAGAUCUCGGCCCUCCUUUCCAUCCCAUAGCGGGCAUUGCAAACUUCCGUGAUCUCGGCGGUCAUCCGCUGCCUAUAAAGUCCCGCCCCGGAUACACAAUCAGACCCGGCCUCGUCUUCCGCUCCGCAGAACCAUCCCGUCUCACCGAGGACGGCAUCUCGGCGCUGCAGGACCUCAAGAUCUCUCACGUCUACGACUUGCGCUCGCGAACUGAGAUCGAGCGCUACGCUACCGGAACCCGAGAGUGGCCCGGCGCCCAACGGGUCUUUACUCCGGUCUUCUUAGACGAGGAUUACGGCCCGGAGGCUAUUGCGCUGCGCUUUCGGAAUUAUACCGCCGAAGGAAGCCAGGGAUUCGUUGAGGCGUAUCGGGGAAUUUGGGAGACGGGAACGGAUUCUAUCAACACUAUUCUCUCACAUCUUGCCAGACCCGAUCCCUCACCCUUACUCAUUCACUGCACUGCCGGCAAGGACAGAACUGGCGUGGUCUGCGCUUUCAUCCUGUCUAUAUGCGGUGUGGAUGAAGGGACCAUUGCUCAUGAGUACGGCUUGACUGAGGUUGGCCUCGGUGACUUUCGAGAGGAACUCCUUGCUGCUGUGAUGAAGAGUCCCGAACUCAGAGCCAAUCCUGAAGGUGCUCAACGAUUACUGGGAGCCAAGCCUGAGAACAUGCUUGCUGCUUUGGAAGCACUUCGCAAACAGCAUGGCUCUGUCGAGGAGUAUGUGGUCAAGAACUGUGGUCUCACAGAGGAGGAUCUGGAGCAGAUUCGAAAGAACUUGAUCGUGCCCGAGGAGAGCAGGCAGUAG
Messenger RNA from Fusarium musae, 810 nucleotides. RefSeq lists its product as uncharacterized. Bases 1 to 810 code for a protein of 269 amino acids. Lineage: Eukaryota; Fungi; Ascomycota; Sordariomycetes; Hypocreales; Nectriaceae. The record is from RefSeq and is a predicted model, not a curated record. The transcript has a single exon. Gene Ontology annotation, molecular function: phosphoprotein phosphatase activity. Gene Ontology annotation, biological process: dephosphorylation.